Cajanus cajan (pigeon pea) is the source of this 2545-nucleotide messenger RNA. It is a transcript of the gene SAUR21, whose product is annotated as ARM repeat superfamily protein. Gene Ontology annotation, biological process: protein ubiquitination. Lineage: Eukaryota; Viridiplantae; Streptophyta; Magnoliopsida; Fabales; Fabaceae. Gene Ontology annotation, molecular function: ubiquitin-protein transferase activity; protein binding. The record is from RefSeq and is a predicted model, not a curated record.
AAAUAUAUGAAAUUAAAAGCGGAAGCAUAAAAUGAACCAAAGCAAAGACAGUCAAAAUUGUAAAACCAGGGAGGAGGUAGCAGAGCCAUCCUCAUUGAUUGAACGAGUUUGGCAAUAAGAAAACAAAAGUGGAAUUGUUUAUGUUUAUGGAUAAAUAUGCACACAUAUGAUAUUUAAUUAAUUAAUUAAUUAGCCGUCAUGUACGAUGAAAAAUGAUCCUCUACUUGUUUGUUCAACGUUCCAACGCACCUUUUAACUAACGUCAAUUGGGUAUUGCGUAUUGAGAACAAAACAUGGCGAUUUCUUGUGAAGCGUUCCCAACCCGAAAACGACGAGCCUCGGGAGGGUCGUUUAGCAACCUCCUGCACUCUCUGCUUCAAGUGACGGAUGAGAUAUGUUCCCUCACCAACACCGCCAACUUCCUCCUCAACCGCACUUCCUCCUCUACCAUCCGCAAAACGCAGCUCCUCGGCGUCGUUUUCGAGGACCUCAUUCGCCUUUCCAAUUCCAACUCCCUUUUGCUCCCCUACUCUCUCAUCCUCUGCCUCGAGGAAAUGUACAUCGUUCUCCACAAGAUCAAAACGCUAAUCGAAGAUUGCUCCAACGGAAGAAGCAAGUUCAAUCUGCUCGUGCAAAUCGAAACCGUCGCCGACACCUUCCACAGGCUCACCGGAGAACUCUCCACGCUACUCGAUGUUUUCCCUCUCCAAGAACUCCACCUAAACGACGACGUUCGGGAACUCGUUAUCCUCCUGCGGAAACACUGCUCUGAAUCCAUACCGUUCGUCCAAGCCGAACAGAUAAACCUCCGGAACGACGUCGUUUCCGUCCUCGACCGGAUCAAGCACGAGAUCGUUCCCGAUCAAGCGCAUCUCUCUUUGAUUUUCGACAAACUCGAGAUUCGCGACGCCUCCACCUGCAGAGCGGAGAUUGAGAGCCUCGAGGAGGAGAUUAUCAAUCGGAGCGAGGAGCAAUCCAAAACUGACCUCGUCGCGUUGAUCGGCCUCGUUCGUUUCGCCAAGUGCGUUCUCUUCGGCGCGUCAACGCCGUCGCCGAGAGCCGCCGUUAUGCGGCGGAACCAGUCGUCGGAGCUAGCGGUUCCGGCGGAUUACCGGUGUCCUAUAAGCCUAGAACUAAUGCGCGACCCCGUCGUCGUGGCCACCGGACAGACGUACGAUCGCGCAUCAAUCAAACUCUGGAUGGAUUCUGGACACAACACGUGUCCGAAAACAGGUCAAACGUUAUCUCACACCGACUUAAUCCCCAAUCGCGUGCUGCGGAACAUCAUAGCAACGUGGUGCCGCGAGCAGAGAAUCCCCAUCGAAGCGGAAGCAGUCAUAGGGAAACUCAACGGCGGUGUAACGAACAAGGCGGCGUUAGAAGCCACGCGAAUGACGGUGACGUUUUUAGUGAAUAAGCUCAAGGACAACAGCAACAAACCUUUUGUUGAAGACACAAACGGCGUCGUUUACGAGCUUCGGGUGUUGGCGAAAACAGACUCGGACAGCCGAGCCUGUAUUGCCGAAGCGGGAGCGAUUCCGCUUUUGGUUCGGUUCCUAAGCUUGGACGUGGGGGCGGAGAAUCCGAGCCUGCAGGUUAACGCCGUGACGACGAUUUUGAAUCUGUCUAUUCUGGAAGCGAAUAAGACGAGGAUAAUGGAGACUAACGGCGCGUUAAACGGCGUUGCGGAGGUUUUGCUUUCGGGUGCCACGUGGGAGGCGAAAGCAAAUGCGGCUGCGACGGUGUUUAGUUUAUCGGGUGUGGCGGCGUUUAGGAAGAGGCUUGGGAGGAAGACACGUGUCGUGAGUGGGUUGGUGGACUUGGCGCGGAGUGGGCCCGAGGGGGCCAAGCGCGACGCACUGGCGGCGAUACUGAACCUCGCGUCGGAUAGGGAGACGGUGGGGCGGUUGGUGGAGGGGCGUGUGGUGGAGAUGACGACGGAGGUCAUGGCGGUGAUGCCGGAGGAGGGGGUCACGAUUCUCGAGGCGGUGGUGAAGAGGGGAGGGCUGGUGGCGGUGGCGGCGGCGUACGCGGGGAUUAAGAGGCUGGGGGCGGUCUUGAGGGAGGGGUCGGAGAGGGCGAGGGAGAGCGCGGCGGCCACGCUGGUCACCAUGUGUCGGAAGGGGGGGUCGGAGAUUGUGGCGGAGCUGGCCGCGGUUCCCGGGGUGGAGAGGGUCAUUUGGGAGCUCAUGGCGGUGGGGAGUGUGAGGGGGCGGCGGAAGGCGGCAACGCUAUUGAGGAUUUUGCGGCGGUGGGCGGCGGGGCUGGAUGCCGGAGAGAGUGAGGGAUUCUCGACCAUUACCAUGGUAACUUCUACUUCGGUGGCACAGUAACACUUUCAUUUCACUGUCAUGUGAUUAGUUCCUAUCUGUAAAUGUAUCAGAAAUUGUUGUACUGCCAAUUUUUGUUUUUACAUUAAAUUGAUUUUGCCAUCUUGUAAAAUGUAAUUUAUUGAGCAGUUUCUUGUAUUAUAAAAGAAAUAUUUGGGCAUUCUUUCAUUCGUUUGUUUUUCCAAUUCAUGAAUGGUAAAUUUGAGUUACCAAAA